AAGCUCACUAUUACGACGCCAUGGCUCAACAAGGCCUCGAACUCUCGACGGUGCCCAACGACCGGUGGGAGAUCCACCCCAACCCUUUCUCUCGGCCCGCCAUCACCCAGUGCUGCUCCAACGCUGCCGCCGCUGCAUCGUUCGCUGAUGCUUCCAGCCACUCAGCCCUCAGCAUGGACUCCUCGUCUGGUCAUGUUUCAGGAGAGCCAGCGGAGAACCGCCACAUGUGGAGCCAUGUCCUGCUAGACGUAGAAGAUGCUGGGGAGGUGGAUGACGGGGAGAACUUCCUUGAAGUGCUGAGCUCAAGAAGGCUAACAGCAGAUGUGUUCGAACCUGCAUGCGCUAACUCCAAGAAGAUGGACAGCUGCAGGGAAUUGCAUCCAUUCUCUCUUCACUCCUUGGGAAGCCUCAUGCAGCCAGAUUUCGCUAACAACUGGUCUCUCGCUCCUUCGAACCCACAGCUCGAGCAUCAUCUUGCACCAUCAACGUGCAAUGGCUAUAUCUCUGCUUCGAUGUUGAUCGAUCACUUGGCGUCUGAUACUUCUCACGUUACGCAUGAAAUCCCGGUUUCACCGUCGUUUACUGUCGACGCAGUUGUAGGAGAAAGCAGUAGAAGCUAUUAUGAUCACAACGUGAAGCCACGGAGUCACCAAACAGGUCUCAACCAUGAGUUCUGCGGUGGAAUGGCAGAGGCUUCAUUGUCUAACCGAAGAAGUCCGUCAGACCAAGUCCCCUUUGGUGGAUGCUUAGGCAAGCAAGCUGGAAUGGAGUUACCAGCGUCAAAGCCUCGUGUAAAAGGCUCAGAUUUGUGUUGUGGCAAUAAGCAAGCAUAUGAAAGAUCAUCAAUAAGGGGAAAUGGCAGGAAUACCGGAACAGUUGAAGGAAAGAAGCAAAGAUCUGAUGAAGAGAGUACAGAGACACUCCUCAAGAAAUCCAAGUAUGAUAGCUCGAUGGUUUCACCUGCUAAGCUGCAGGUGCCCAAGGCAAGGAUGGCAGCUGAAAGAAUCAGUGCUCUACAGCAAAUUGUAUCGCCAUUCGGGAAGACAGAUCAAGCAUCUGUGCUCAUGGAAACCAUAUUUUGUAUCAAAACUCUACAAGAGCAAGUACAGUUGCUAAGUGAUCCAUACAUGAAGUCAAGUGCUAGCAAGGAUCACAAUUCAUGGGGACAGUUGGAGAGGAAGGUAAAGGCUCAGGCAAAAGUUGAUCUGAGGAGUAAAGGGCUUUGCUUGGUUCCUAUUUCAUCCAUCUCUCAAGAUCAUACAGACAAUAGCAGACCAGAUUACUGGAUGCCAACAUACAGAAGUUGUUUCUACUAGUUAGAGCCUUCUUGCGUAGAUCUGUAGAUCACCAAUUCUGUCAACGACAUGUAAUUGUCCGACAACAUAAAUGUUUCUACCAGCUGUUAUUAUUUUGAUGGAAUUGUUGCUGUAUUGUUUUGUUUAAUACCACGAAAAUAUACGGUAAUGCUAUUUAAAAACAUUAUAA
Messenger RNA from Musa acuminata subsp. malaccensis (wild Malaysian banana), 1485 nucleotides. RefSeq lists its product as uncharacterized. NCBI's taxonomy places the organism in Eukaryota, Viridiplantae, Streptophyta, Magnoliopsida, Zingiberales, Musaceae. Gene Ontology annotation, cellular component: nucleus. Gene Ontology annotation, molecular function: RNA polymerase II cis-regulatory region sequence-specific DNA binding; DNA-binding transcription factor activity, RNA polymerase II-specific; protein dimerization activity. The record is from RefSeq and is a predicted model, not a curated record. Gene Ontology annotation, biological process: regulation of transcription by RNA polymerase II.